This is a messenger RNA of Phaeodactylum tricornutum CCAP 1055/1, 942 nucleotides long. RefSeq lists its product with no specific name. NCBI's taxonomy places the organism in Eukaryota, Bacillariophyta, Bacillariophyceae, Surirellales, Neidiaceae. The record is from RefSeq and is a predicted model, not a curated record. Bases 1 to 942 code for a protein of 313 amino acids. The transcript has a single exon.
AUGGCCAUGAAACGAAGUAGACAGCCUCACAAUGCAGAUGCUGCUCUAGCGAAAGCUUCGCCGCACGAUUGGAUUAUGGUUCUCGCUCAGCUUCGCCAAAAUAAAUCGAACCUCGCCCCUAGCAUGGUUAGUAGUAGCAGUCACAAAGGGAAGAGCUGCGCUGGCAACAAUCAGCUUGUAGAGUCGAUGUCGCCCUAUUCCGAACGUACCGGCUAUAGCCUCUCUCUUCGUCCGGAAUCUUUUCAGCAUGGAGACUUUAUGGAUUGGAAUGACACCGAUCACGCGAUUCGCUCCGAAAUGCUGACGUACCGUGCAACGUCGCCUAGAAGACAGGUCCACGGAGUGCCCGAUACGAUCGAACUUCCAGCGCAAAUUGGGGACUUGCAUUCCGAAGUCAGCUUUGAGGACCUCGAAGACAUGAUGAGCUUCGCUGAUGAAAUACUGUCUCUGUCGUACCCUCCUGCUCCCAAGCACCACACACCCCUCUCCCCUGUCACGUCAGACACGAUUGACAACGGCGCCUCGCACACAAAUUUUGAGUCAUGUUCCCCAACAUCUAGUACGCACAUCCAUACAACCCGGUCUUCUCCUACAAGCGUCGACGCUAUCGCUAACGACAAUCCGUGGGGAAUUACUACCACUCUACUCGAAGACGAUGAUCAUUCGUGGCCUAGCGACGAGGAAAAAAAGUCGCCAGCGCGCUGUCAGCAACGUCAGCAGCGCAUGGCCAAGUGUCGGGGGAGUGACUACUUUUUGUCGCGCAAUAGCGCUAUGUCCUUGUGGAGUGAUCCGACGGAGGCCACGCGGGAGGUUGAUGUGUUCCGUCUCACCGAGGCUGAGGUGAACAGUCGAGAUGCUUCCGUAGAUCCCGCUUGGCAGGCGUACAGCGAUCUCGAAGGACAAGGUGUCGGGGAUAUGCAGGGGUCUCUAUUCUUUCUCUAA